AUGGUAUUUUCGAUAUACGGGUCUAGUGGACCAAUUAAACAAUAUCAUACAGCUCAUUCAAGUCCAAUAAGAGGCAACUCCUUAGUCACUGAAAGCAUAUAUGGCAUAGAAUCUUCAUCAUCGAAUUUACCGCCUGUCAAAUUAACAAGCCCUGGCAGUAAUCAAGCCAAUAAAAUAUCGAAUCCAUUUAUUGACAGCAGUAAUAACACUUUUGAUGGUACACCUUUACCAAGAAAAGAUUUCAUUAGAAUAAUAAAUGAAAACUGUCUACCUCGAUUAUCAGGAUCAUUACCACCGACUCCAUCAAAAGUCAAAAGAGGUGGACAAUUAUAUCGAUCAGAUAGUUUACACGUAAUACAAAGUUCACCCCCAUCAAUAAAUAAAGCAGACAACAAUGAAACUGGUAUUGAAAUAGAAAAAGAUUUUUUAACUUUUGAUUAUGAAAAUCAAGAUGAUAUACUAAAAGCUGAAGAGGUUUACCGCAAUUUAUACGGAAUUAGUCCCAACGAGAGCACGAGUAGUUCGAAAAUGACAGGAAUAUCACUUUGUUCCCGUUCUCUUAUAGCUUACAAUUUAUUUGCAACACCAUGUCAGAAUAACACUAAAGAAUGUGGAGACUCAGAUGAUAACCUGCUACUACUGGAAAUCCUGAAUCAAAAGUUGAAGUCAAAACAGUCUCAAUCGUUGCUGAUAAUAAAACUUGACCCACAAAGUUUGAACCCACCAGAUAAGAAUGUAAAUGUAUCUAGUAAACCGUCGAGGUUAUCAAUUUGUAACAAUAGUUUUGUAUCUUCAUCUGCUAGUCUGGCAAAUACCGAUUCUGAUAACUACAAACACAGUCGAAUAAUAGAACCUCCAAAGACAAAAAGUUACCCAAGUUCACAAGACGGCAACUUUAUAGUAAAAUUGAAAUUACAAGCUGAUUCACUUGUAUCUAAACAGGAAACGACCAAUUAUAACAACAAGAAAUUAUCACCGCCCCCGUCAAUAGGAGCUUCAAGUUCAGAAGUCUCAUCAGAUAAUGAAUAUAUACCAGAAAAACGAGUAACAAGAAACAAUAAAAGAAAAUUUCGUCCAGUUGGUGUUUCAGUGUCACAGCAUGAAAAAAAACGCAAGUUAGGUGCUAGGUCUAAAACUGGUUGUUGGACGUGCAGAAUCCGACAUAAAGCGUGCCCAGAAGAGAAGCCUUCAUGUAGUCAGUGUAUUCGACUUCAAUUAGAUUGUGAUUAUUCCGACAAACGUCCUUCUUACAUGUCAGAUCCUAAUUUACAAAUCCAAAAACUAAAAGAAAUAAGAGCUAUCACGAAUCAAAACAAACGAGCCAAUUUUUUGAGUAGUAAGGGGAAAGCAGGAUUGAGAACUAGUAAUACUCAAUAA
Messenger RNA from Candida albicans SC5314, 1377 nucleotides. RefSeq names its product DNA-binding transcriptional regulator (gene UME7). Gene Ontology annotation, molecular function: zinc ion binding; DNA-binding transcription factor activity, RNA polymerase II-specific. Bases 1 to 1377 code for a protein of 458 amino acids. Gene Ontology annotation, biological process: regulation of DNA-templated transcription. The record is from RefSeq and is a predicted model, not a curated record. The transcript has a single exon. NCBI's taxonomy places the organism in Eukaryota, Fungi, Ascomycota, Pichiomycetes, Serinales, Debaryomycetaceae.